This is a messenger RNA of Phyllostomus discolor (pale spear-nosed bat), 1258 nucleotides long. RefSeq names its product leukotriene C4 synthase (gene LTC4S). Bases 195 to 668 code for a protein of 157 amino acids. The record is from RefSeq and is a predicted model, not a curated record. Gene Ontology annotation, biological process: leukotriene biosynthetic process. Gene Ontology annotation, molecular function: leukotriene-C4 synthase activity; glutathione transferase activity; glutathione peroxidase activity. Gene Ontology annotation, cellular component: nuclear envelope; membrane; endoplasmic reticulum. The transcript has 5 exons. NCBI's taxonomy places the organism in Eukaryota, Metazoa, Chordata, Mammalia, Chiroptera, Phyllostomidae.
CUGACCAGGCUCCCUGCCUCUCUCUGGCCGUGGUCACGCCCUGCCCCUCAACCCCCUCCAUCUUGAAGGGGCGGGAGAAAGGCUGCUUCUCCUCUCCUGGGCCAGCCUCUGAGCCACAGCUAGGCCAGGGCUGAUAAGAGUUUGCAGCUACCCCUUUCCAUACCUGCAGACCCGACAGAGCCACCGGCAUCACCAUGAAGGAUGAAGUGGCCCUUCUGGCCACUGUCACCCUCCUGGGAGUCCUGUUGCAAGCCUACUUCUCCCUGCAGGUGAUCUCGGCGCGCAGGGCCUUCCGCGUGUCGCCGCCGCUGACCACCGGCCCACCAGAGUUCGAGCGCAUAUACAGAGCCCAAGUGAACUGCAGCGAGUACUUCCCGCUGUUCCUUGCCACGCUCUGGGUGGCCGGCAUCUUCUUUCACGAAGGUGCGGCGGCGCUGUGCGGCCUAGCCUACUUGUUCGCGCGCCUCCGCUACUUUCAGGGCUACGCGCGCUCAUCACAGCAAAGCACUCGGUCCCUGCCAUCUAGAAUAGCGGAGGUGUUUGGGGCACGCUGCCAUAGACGUGGGCCGUGUCCUUGCGAUAGCGCUUUCAAGAAAAAGUCCCGGUGCUUUGAGGGACCAGACUCCGCGGGGGGGGCGAGGGGCACGGUGACUACUGGCCGGAAAUAACGUCAGAAAAGAAAAAAAGGUGACUUGUAGCCAAGUCGGCAGGGGAGAAGCUUUUCAAUCAGGGCAACAAUGAGGGCAAUGGCCCCCAAGUGUACAGGAGUCCCUAAAAUGUGUCAGAAACUGUGUAAGGGUGAGCGGGGCCUUGGGGGCCCACGAGGGCAAGACUGAGACCAGCGAAGGAGGAACAAGGAGGUGGGGAGAUGUCUUGGGUUAGAAAGGCCCCCACCUCAGGCAGUUGGGGUGGGUAAUGGAAGGUAGCAGCGUUUGAGGGUCCUUGUGGAGUCUGCGGGGCCAGGGCCUCAGAUUCCACAGGGCUCCACCCAUGAGCAUGCAGAUCCUCCAAGUUGUCCCAGAACCUAGACCAAACUGUCCUGGGAAAAUGGGAUUAAGGUAGUAAGGAGCUGUGCAGAGGUUGCAGCAGGGUGACAUCACCUGGCCGCUGCCCCCCUCCACCAGCUGGGGCUCAGAGCACCAGGCAGGAGGCACAUACUUUGUUAACCCUUUAUUACAAGUCACGUUCUUAUAGAAGUAUAUGUGGACUUAAGUGAAAAAAUCAAAUGUAUCCAAGAAUAAAAAACACAGCACAUAAA